AUGAAGUCGGUUGCAAGCCUCAAGGCGCGGUCAAGUUACGUGAAGCCGUACCUCACUGAGGCCAACGUCCAAGCAAGGCUCAAGUUCGCCAUGUCGCAUCUCGAGCCAAUGGCGCUGCGUUCUGUCAAGUCCAAUUCGUUCAUCACGAAGGUUAUGUUCCUUGUUGAUGUUGCCCGCCCGCAGUACGACUACUCCAAGUGCCAAAUGUUUGACGGCAAGAUCGGCGUGUGGCCCUUCGUGUCGGUCUCUUCAGCAGCCCGAACAAGCAAGAACCGGCCCAAGGGCACUAUGCUCACGGCCCCCAUUGCCGUGAAUGGCGACGUCUACUUCGAAACAGUGCUCAAGAAAGUCGUUCCUGCUAUUCAAGAGAAGAUCCCGCUACGUACCAAGAGACAAGGGGUUUUCGUGCAACAAGACAAUGUCAGCCCCCACCGAACAGUCACAACAUCGGCGCUGGAAGCUCGAGGCGUCGCAGAGGCAUCAAGAUUGUAA
Messenger RNA from Aphanomyces invadans, 492 nucleotides. RefSeq lists its product as hypothetical. The record is from RefSeq and is a predicted model, not a curated record. The coding region runs from base 1 to 492 and encodes 163 amino acids. The transcript is spliced from 2 exons. Lineage: Eukaryota; Oomycota; Saprolegniomycetes; Saprolegniales; Verrucalvaceae. Gene Ontology annotation, molecular function: nucleic acid binding.